Messenger RNA from Orycteropus afer afer, 828 nucleotides. The record is from RefSeq and is a predicted model, not a curated record. NCBI's taxonomy places the organism in Eukaryota, Metazoa, Chordata, Mammalia, Tubulidentata, Orycteropodidae.
AUGGUCCAUACAGGAGAGAAACCAUACAAAUGUGAGGAGUGUGGGAAAGGAUUCACUUGUAGCUCUAACCUUUAUAUCCAUCAGAGGGUUCACACAGGAGAGAAGCCUUAUAAGUGUGAGGAAUGUGGUAAGAGCUUCAUUCAGCCAUCACAAUUUCAAGCCCAUCAGAGAAUCCACACUGGAGAGAAACCAUACAUAUGUAAAAUGUGUGGGAAGGGCUUCAUUUAUAGUUCAAGUUUUCAGGCGCAUAAAGGAGUCCACACUGGAGAAAAGCCCUACAAAUGUGAGGAGUGUGGGAAGAGCUUCAGUCGCAGGGCAGAUCUUAAAAUUCAUUGUAGAAUCCACACAGGAGAGAAACCCUAUAAUUGUGAGGAGUGUGGAAAGGGCUUCAGUCAGGCAUCACAUCUUCUGACGCAUCAGAGGGUCCACAGUGGAGAAAAACCAUUCAGAUGUGAAGAGUGUGGGAAGAACUUUAGUCGGAGUUCACACCUUGAAGCCCAUCAAAAAGUGCAUAAUGGAGAAAAGCCAUUUAAAUGUGAAGAAUGUGGGAAGGGCUUCAAGUGGAGCUUAAAUCUUGACAUGCAUCAGAGGGUCCACACAGGAGAGAAACCAUAUAAGUGUGGUGAAUGUGGUAAGUACUUCAGUCAGGCUUCAAGUCUUCAACUUCAUCAGAGUGUUCACACUGGAGAGAAACCAUACAAAUGUGAUACAUGUGACAAAGUGUUCAGUCGAUCUUCACAACUUCAGUAUCAUCAGCGAGUCCACACAGGAGAGAAGCCUUACGAAUGUGCAAUCUGUGGAAAGUGGAUCUUCGUGGAUCCUUUCUGA